This is a messenger RNA of Aspergillus puulaauensis, 1197 nucleotides long. Its product is annotated as oleate delta-12 desaturase. The coding region runs from base 1 to 1197 and encodes 398 amino acids. Lineage: Eukaryota; Fungi; Ascomycota; Eurotiomycetes; Eurotiales; Aspergillaceae. The record is from RefSeq and is a predicted model, not a curated record. The transcript is spliced from 2 exons. Gene Ontology annotation, molecular function: oxidoreductase activity. Gene Ontology annotation, biological process: lipid metabolic process.
AUGGCUGAAGCUAUACCCGCAACGGGGAUCAAACAGACCCCCGAAUCCCAGGAACUCACUCUCAAAACAAUCCGCGAUGCAAUCCCCAAGCACUGCUUCGACCGCUCGCUCACCAUCUCCUGCGCCUAUGUCGCCCGGGACCUCCUUUACGCCAGCGUGCUCUUCUACGCCGCGCUCCAAAUCGACCUGAUCCCCUCGCAGCCCCUGCGCAUCCUCGCCUGGACCGCCUAUGGCUUCGCCCAAGGCUGCGUCGGUACCGGGAUCUGGAUCCUCGCGCACGAAUGCGGCCACGGCGCCUUCUCGCCGUACACCCUCGUCAACGACAUCAUCGGCUGGGCCCUGCACUCCCUCCUGCUAGUCCCCUACUUCAGCUGGAAAAUCACCCACGCGCGCCACCACCGCUACACAAACAACACCGAGCGCGACACAGCCUUCGUCCCCUGGACAGACAAGGACUACGAGGCCCGCCCCCGCAACCUCCCCGCCUGGCUGGAGCACUUCGAAGAUACCCCCAUCUACUCCUUCCUCAGUCUUCUCAUGCACCAGCUCGCCGGGUGGCAGAUGUAUCUCUGCUUCUACGUAACAGCAGGCACAAAGAGCCGCCCCGUCCAGGGCAAGGGCAACGGCUGGUUCGGGUACCAGCAGAGCACAAGCCACUUCGACCCAGCGAGUUCUCUCUGGACCGAGAACCAGCGGCACCUGAUUGCGAUCUCCGACUUUGGUCUCCUCCUCGUCGGCUCCGCAGUCUGGUACCUCGGGCAGCAGGUCGGAUUGCUCAAGAUGGCCCUGCUCUACUUCGUGCCUUAUAUGUGGGUUCAUCACUGGCUGGUCGCGAUUACGUAUCUGCACCACACGCACCGCGACAUCGCGCACUACACGGAUGCGACGUGGACGUUUACGCGCGGGGCGCUGUCCACUGUGGAUCGGGAUUUCGGGUUCAUUGGACGCCAUUUCUUUCAUCAUAUUAUUGACCACCAUGUGGUGCAUCAUCUGUUCUCGCGCAUUCCGUUUUACCGCGCCGAGGAGGCGACCGAUGCUAUUAUCCCCGUGCUCGGGGAUCAGUAUCAUAAGGAGGAGACGGGGUUUUUGAGGAGUCUUGCGCAGACUUAUAAGGCUUGUCAGUUUGUGGGCGAGACGGAGAAGGAUAGUGGGGUUUAUCAUUGGGUUGAGACUGAUAAGGGUGUUAAGGCGGAGUAG